Symbiodinium sp. CCMP2592 is the source of this 1155-nucleotide messenger RNA. NCBI's taxonomy places the organism in Eukaryota, Dinophyceae, Suessiales, Symbiodiniaceae. The record is from the annotation of a GenBank genome assembly.
AUGAAAAAGCGGGAGCAGGCCCGGUUGCAGGGCCUCGGACGCACAGUCGUAAUAGAUGUUGGCAGCGGGAUUUGCAAAGCUGGAAUUGCCGGCGAGGAGGAGCCAAGCUGCAGAUUCCCCUCGAUCAUUGGCAGACCGAAGCAAGCCAACGUCAUGCAAGGCUCUGGCGAGCAAGAGCACUACAUAGGAGAGGAAGCUCAAGCGAAGCGUGGCAUCCUCAAGAUAUCGUAUCCCGUUGAACAUGGUAUAGUGCAGGACUGGGAGGACAUGGAGCUCAUUUGGAGACAUACCUUCUUCAAUGAGCUGCGGGUUCAACCAACGGAGCAAGCCGUAUUGCUGGCCGAAGCUGCGCUGAACCCCAAGGCCAAUCGCGAACGGAUGACGCAGAUCAUGUUUGAGGUCUUCUACGUACCUGCCUUGUACAUAACGACUCAGGCGGUGCUCGCCAUGUAUUCGUCUGGCAGAACAACAGGGAUUGUCUGCGACAGUGGAGAUGGCGUCACGCAUGUGGUGCCUGUGUACGAGGGCUUCCUCCUGCCGCAUGCCGUCUCUCGCGCUGACUUGGCGGGCAGGGACUUGACAGAGUACUUAAUGAAGCUGGUGGUUGAGUCAGGCACGUCGCUUUCUACCACUGCCGAGCGGGAGAUUGCACGUGACAUGAAGGAGAAGUGCUGCUACGUCGCGGACAACUUUGUUGAAGAGCUGAAAAAGGCAGAGGCUACAAAUGCGUGUGCCUCCACUCACGAGUUGCCCGAUGGUAACGUCAUUCGAUUAAACUCUGAACGCUUCAAGUGCCCCGAGGCCUUGUUCAAUCCAGAGCUGGUUGGCCGGCCUGAAACAGAGGGCGUCCACGCCCAGAUAUACAACGCGAUAACGAGGUGCGACCUGGACAUUCGAAAGGAGCUGUUUGCAAAUGUGGUUGUGUCAGGUGGAAGUACCUGCUUUCCAGGCUUUGGCAGACGGCUUCAAGCCGAACUCGCGAAGCUGAUACCCAGCACCGUUAGAAUACGUGUGCUGGCACCGGACGACCGCCGAUUUUCAGUGUUCAUCGGAGGUGCAAUGCUCGCUGAUUUGGAUCUGUUCACAGACAUGUGCGUUGACCGUACUGAGUAUCUGGAAGACGGGCCGGCGAUUGUGCAUAAAAAGUGCAUCUGA